This is a messenger RNA of Coregonus sp. 'balchen', 6342 nucleotides long. NCBI's taxonomy places the organism in Eukaryota, Metazoa, Chordata, Actinopteri, Salmoniformes, Salmonidae. The record is from the annotation of a GenBank genome assembly.
AUGGCAGACCUUAGGAUUUACAACGUUGUCAUUCUGGGACUAGGAUUUCUGUUCAUUUUCACUGCCUUCACCACGUGUGGAAACAUUGAAGUAAGUCAAAGGACACACUUUCACUUGUGUAACCUCAGCUGAAGUCGUUACCUAGGCAAACUAUAUUGACUGGUAAUAUGUUUUGUUUGCUAGAGUCAUUAUCACUGGAGAAAAUUCACACCUACCCAUUAAUAUUUCAGAUAUUAGCAACUUCCUAGCUAGCUAAUUUAUCUGAAGUUGACAGCUGUUUGACCUCUCCCCUUCAAAUUACAUGUCAUGUAGGCUACAUACUCUAAUUAAUCAGAAAUAUAAUAUAUGUUGUCAUUUGACAUGUUUGUAAUCUAUUGACUGAUCAGUUGUUUGUUUUGCUAAAUAGUCAAGUUCACUUGAGACAAUGGACAGUUAACCAUUGAUAACUGCUAUCUGAAGUUGGUAGCUUUUUGAUAUCUGAUUUCUUUAAAAAUUUUUACAUUAGACAUGUCGUCAUUGUUUAUCAUUCAUGGUACAUCAAUAUUUAUAUAUUUCGUAAUUCCAUUCUUUUACUUUUAGAUAUGUGUGUAUUGUUAGAUAUUACUGCACUGCUGGAAAUAGGAACACAAGCAUUUCGCUACACCCGCAAAAACAUCUGCUAAAUAUGUGAAUGCGACCAAUAACAUUUGAUUUUAUUUGAAUUGUUGUCAUUUUGCAGUCAUGCUUCGCUUUUUUCAAGUCCAUUGCCUUUGUCUCUCAAGUUUAAGAACUUUUACUCCAUGAUAAAUUGCAUCAGUUUAUUUUCCAGUGCAUCUUCCAGCUCACAUGAUGUCCUCAGCUGCCUUGUCAGUGGUGCAUUGUUGGAGGAGUCCUGGGUUCAGGCACAUCUUGUGUUUCCAAUUUCUUCAUUGGUCAAUAGAUUGUCAUGUCCAAAGGAAUUACUCAAAUUAAUACAUGUAAAGGUCAAUAUCCACAGAGCACAUUGGUAGUGGUGGCAACAAUAUUUGAGAACAUAUUUUCUAUGUUCUUAUGCUUCACAUUAAUAUCCCAUUUCUCCUCUAUUUUAAAGCAAACCAUAGUUAAAAGCCUGGACAAUGACACCUUCACUGGAAGUGGUUAUCACAGGUGAGUUGGAUGGUGUUACCAUAGGCUAAAUAUUGGAAAACCACAUUAUCCCAGCAAAAUAAGUGUGGGGAGAAAUGUGCAUCUUUCAGAAUCAUUGACCCUUAUACCAGACACUAAACUUGUCUCUGUACUGUUUUCUUUCUGUCCUUGUACAACAGCCUUGGAAUCAUCUAUGGAAUGUUUUCCUUUUCAAAUUUGUUAGCUCCAACUGUUGUUGCAAUAAUUGGACCACAGUUUACAAUGUUUUUCAGUGGAAUUCUUUACAGGUGAGUAUCAAGAAUUCUAAAGGAAUGAUCCCCCCCCAAUCAUUUUCUAUUUGCAGAUCAGUAGUUGAUUGAUAUUUCUGAAGUAGUUGUCUAGUUAUAACAAGGUCAUGUGCUGCUGUUUGUUAUGGUUCCAUUAUUUUCCAUAGUGGUUACGUAGCUGUAUUCAUCACCCCAUCAACAUGGUCCUUUUACUUCACCUCAGUAGUAAUCGGCAUUGGAGCAGCCAGUAAGUCUGGUUUCUUGGGAUCUCUCCUUUGUUCCCUCUGCUAUCUGGUUAACAUUCCCUGACUACAGAAUCACUCACAUCAUUACAUAUUGGUACAAAUAUGUUUUUACAUUGAACUGUCAUGAUUUACAUGACAGUUUGGUAUAAAGUAAUAUACAAAAGUAUGUGGACACCCCUUCAAAUUAGUGGAUUCAGCUAUUUCAUCCACACCCAUUGCUUACAGGUGUAUAAAAUCGAGCACACAGCCAUGCAGUCUCCAUAGACAAACAUUGGCAGUAGAAUGGCCUUACUGAAGAGCUCAGUUACUUUCAACGUGGCACCGUCAUAGGAUGCCACCUUUCCAACAAGUCAGUUCGUAAAAUGUCUGCCCUGCUCGAGCUGCCCAUGUCAACUGUAAGUGCUGUUUUUGUGAAGUGGAAACGUCUAGGAGCAACAACGGCUCAGCCGUGAAGUGGUAGGACACACAAGCUCACAGAAUGGGACCGCCGAGUGCUGAAGCACGUAGCGCGUAAAAAUCAUCUGUCCUCAGUUGCAACACUCACUACCGAGUUCCAAACUCUGGUAGCAACGUCAGCACAAUAACUGUUUGUCGGGAGCUUCAUGAAAUGGGUUUCCAUGGCCGAGUGCAAUGCCAAGUGUUGGCUGGAGUGGUGUAAAGCUCACCGCCAUUUGACUCUGGAGCAGUGGAAACGCGUUCUCUGGAGUGAUUAAUCACGCUUCACAAUCUGGCAGUCUGACGGACAAAUCUGGGUUUGGCGGAUGCCGGGAGAACACUACCUGCCCGAAUGCAUCGUGCCAACUGUAAAGUUAGGUGGAGGAGGAAUAAUGGUCUGGGGCUGUUUUUCAUGGUUCGGGCUAGACCCUUUAGUUGAAGGGAAAUAUUAAUGCUACAGCAUACAAUGACAUUCUAGACAAAUCUGUGCUUCCAACUUUGUGGCAACAGUUUGGGGAAGGUCCUUUCCUGUUUCAGCAUGACAAUGCCCCUGGGCACAAAGUGAGGUCCAUAUAGAAAUGGUUUGAUGAGAUCGGUGUGGAAGAACUUGACUGGCCUGCACAGAGCCCUGACCUCAACCCCAACGAACACCUUUGGGAUGAAUUGGCACACUGACUGCGAGCCAGGCCUAAUCGCGCCCAACAUCAGUGCCCGACCUCACUAAUGCUCUUGUGGCUGAAUGGAAGCAAGUCCCCGCAGCAAUGUUCCAACAUCUAGUGGAAAGCCUUCCCAGAAGAGUGGAGGCUGUUAUAGCAGCAAAGGGGGGACCAACUCCAUGAUUUUGGAAUGAGAGGUUCGACAAGCAGGUGUCCACAUACUUUUGGUCAUGUAGUGUAUGUUUCACCUCUUUGUGCAUAUUCCUAAUCCAAUCCAAAAUUCUCUACGUGGCUCUGGAGUCUACUAUUCUCUUACGCAUGCCAUUCAUUCUUAACACAUUUGUAAACUGAAUUGUACCCAUUUUUUGCUGUCGGAAUAAUGAUUUGUAAAUUGUAAGUACAUCAAAUGCGAUCCAGGCUCUGUCGCAGCCGGCCGCGACCGGGAGACUCAUGGGCGGCGCACAAUUGGCCCAGCGUCGUCCAGGGUAGGGGAGGGAAUGGCCGGCAGGGAUGUAGCUCAGUUGAUAGAGCAUGGCGUUUGCAACGCCAGGGUUGUGGGUUCGAUUCCCACGGGGGGCCAGUAUAAAAAAUUAAAAAAAUUUAUUCACUCACUGUAAGUCGCUCUGGAUAAGGGCGUCUGCUAAAUGACUAAAAUGUAAAUGUAAAUGUAAAAAUGAUAGUAAUUACACAGUAUUAUAAACAGUUAUCAAUAUGAGUACGGCAGAUCAAAUCCAGAAGGAGCACAUGACCUGCAUGCAUGGUAAAGCGUAUUGAGUGUCUUGUCAGUUGCUGAGCAUUGGACAAAGGUUAACAUGGUUAUGAUGUCUGAAAUGGAGCUUGUUAAUGACUUACAUCAAAGGGAAAUGCCGGGGUUAUGUUCAUUAUCUCUGAUCGCAAGCAAAGCAAACAUUUUACAAAUGGGAGACCUAAAUGAGAAUUCUUAGGGCACAAAUUCAGAUGAACCGAGUUGUUUGAUAAUGUUAGUUUGUGACAAAUAAAAGAGACACAUAUUUACCCUGAAUAGAUCCCCGAUACUGCAUUUUGAUCAAUUCAAAUGUCAUUAAAUAGCAACCAUCUCUAUUCAUUACAUCUGCAGUUCCUAAUCAUAAUGUAUCCCUUUCAUCAGUGCUUUGGACAGCUCAAGGACACUUCCUUGUGGAGAACUCUGAUGCUUCCACCAUCAAUAGGAACACAGGGAUGUUUUGGGCCCUUUUACAGUGCAGGUAUAUUAAUAGUAUAUAUUAACGGUAGACUACAUAAUAAUGGCAGUCAUUUCCAUUAUUUGGUGGCCUAGAGCAGAAGGUGUAAUCGUAACACGUUGUUUUCUUUUUCAGCAUGUUAUUUGGCAAUCUUUACAUUUAUUUCGAUUGGAAUGGAAGUACAGAAAUCUCAGGUAUGUGCAUGUGAAGAUCAUCCAAUGGGAAAAUAUGGAUAAAAUAGAGCUAACAUUAAUGAAAACUUGCAAUUGCAUCUUUGUUUUCAUUUAGGAUAUGACUCAUGCGUCCUUCCAAUAUUGUUGCCCUACUUAGUGUGUUCUCUGUUUGAUACUUUAUUCUUUGUUAUUGAUGUCCCUCUCAGAUAGGAGCAGAAAGACUAUCUUUAUAGGUCUGCUGGUCACCUCAGUGCUGGGAACACUCAGCUUCCUGGCUCUGAGAAAGACUAUUCCACCAGAGGAGGAGAUGCUCAACGAGGAGGAGGGCCAGCCUUUGCUCUCAACUCACAUGAUGUUAGUUAAUUUCCUAAUUUAUUGACAGUACUCUCUCACUGUAACCCUUAUUCCAAUGGGAAGCGAUGGCACUGCGUUGGUGUCUCUGUUUUAAAUGGUGGUUUAUUCAUUCUGCUAAGAAUUUGAGUAUCACAGUAUCGAAAAUAAUGUCUAAUUUGUCUUGCUAAUUUGAUCAUUUUCCCUCUUAAUGUUUUGCAGGUAUAAGCAAAGAGCCAACUUUGCAGUACAAGAUGCAAAGUCAGAAUUCAGUAAGUUAAUGUAGCUUCACAGGCUCAUGUGUUAUUAUACAAUCAAUCAUUGAUCUAUUCCUUAGGGUUAAAGGACACAUCUGUUACCUCAUUUAUGUUGUUUCACUGUUUACUAUCCUGUUAGUCAUCCAAAGCAAUUCCUUGUGUGUUUCCUUCUCUUCAGAGACAAUCCUGCAACUGCUCAAAACCAAAACCAUAUUGCUCCUGAGCUGUUGCAUGGCAUACAGUGGUAAGUAGAUUGUACUGCACAACCAAAAGUCCAUCCAUUUAUGUCAGGGGAAUAGUGUUUUUAGCAGUGUGUUGUCAUCGUAGGUUUGGAGCUGGCUUUCUAUAGUGGUGUGUAUGGGACAUGUAUCGGGGCAACAACAGAGUUUGGAGCGGCAGCUAAAGGCUUGAUUGGGAUCUCUGGAAUCGUGGUGGGGAUUGGAGAGAUAGUUGGUAGGUUUAUGUUGCCCAGUGUAACUUUUACCCAUCACUCUAUGUUGGUGUUACUAUCUAACAAGGAACUAGUUUGACAGUAAUCUGAUGUUAUUUGUCAGGUGGAGGCAUCUUUGGACUAGUAUGUAAGAACAACCGCUUCAGACGGACAUCUGUGGUCUUCCUGGGGAUGGUCGUCCAUUUUAUCGCCUUCUACUUGAUCUACCUCAACAUCCCAGAUGAUGCCCCUGUGGUUUUAAAAACUAGCACACUGAACAAGCCAUAUCUGACACCAAGGUAUUGUUUUAAUAGAAAACAAAAUAAUAAAAACAGGGCUGUAUAUUGUUCAUGUCAGUUGAAAACGACCUGUUGUAACCCCCUCACAGUUGAGCGUGUCCUAUCUGUUUCCUAGUAUCUCCAUCGCACUGCUGUGUAGUUUCCUGCUUGGACUCGGUGACAGCUGUUUCAACACUCAACUGUACAGCAUCUUGGGGCGUGUAUAUGCUGAGCAAAGCACGCCUGCUUUUGCCAUCUUCAAAUUCAUCCAGGUAACCCUCGAGAGAGCUUGAUACAGCUGAUAAUUUACUAAAACAUAUGUACCAGCAACUGAUACUGUGGUGCGCUGGGUGUAGUUCAUUGCAGUGUAGUUGAUUAAUAAUGAAUGGCUGUUGUUUAGGUAUAUGUAGGCCGAUGUAUCCCUUGUGUGGUUAUACUGUAAGAAUAACUAGAGGGAAGGACGAUUGAAAGCCAUAUUGUGUCUGUCUAUUUAGCCACACAAACAUGCAUUAUUAUUAUAUAGCUGUAUGUACCAAUUAGUUUAUCACAGUAGUAUUCUGUAAGAACUCACAAUCUAAGAUACAAUUAAUACAUUACUAUAACAUAGUAGUAACACAAAGUCAACUCUUUGUAUUACUUUCAACAUGUUUCUGUUUCCUUCAUUCCUUUGCCAGUCCAUUUUUGCAGCAGUGGCCUUUUUCUACAGUGGCUACCUGCUGUUGACAUGGCAACUGCUCCUUAUGGCCAUCCUGGGCUUCAUUGGAACACUCUGCUUCUUCAUGGUGGAAAGAAUACAGAACUUCUCUGUAGACCUACAACAAGAAUAUUAGGACCCGUCAUUUCAACACUGGCAGCCAUGUGUGUCAGACUUACAUUUCUAGGUUUUUUUAACAGGAAAGAUACUUUGCACCUUCACUGUCUUAGCUUUAACUUAUCUUGCACAACACACUAAUAAUAUUAUGAGUAAAU